Trematomus bernacchii (emerald rockcod) is the source of this 4952-nucleotide messenger RNA. Its product is annotated as PRELI domain-containing protein 1, mitochondrial-like. Gene Ontology annotation, biological process: phospholipid transport. Gene Ontology annotation, molecular function: phosphatidic acid transfer activity. The transcript is spliced from 6 exons. Gene Ontology annotation, cellular component: mitochondrial intermembrane space. The coding region runs from base 272 to 889 and encodes 205 amino acids. Lineage: Eukaryota; Metazoa; Chordata; Actinopteri; Perciformes; Nototheniidae. The record is from RefSeq and is a predicted model, not a curated record.
CGAAGCAGAAAAAGAACUAUGUACGUAGAUCUUUCACAAGUCUGAUCUGAACUCUCUAUGGGAUAAUGGAUCUAAUUAACUAUCGCUAGUUAUUUUAGAAGGCAAAACACUCAUGAAGCAGGCACUAUUUGGAUAUUUAUGAGCCUCAUAUUUCACUAACAGUGAUUUCAGGACUGUGUCAGGUUUUGGAUGGAUUCAGCACCUGAGGUAUUAUUUCCUCGUGUAGUCGGGGACCUCAGGGAUCUGAAUCCUGUACAACAGCGGGAAGAAAAUGGUCAAGUAUUUUUGUAGUAACGCAGACAUCAGGAGCGCGUGGGACCAUGUUGUCGCUGCUUUCUGGCAGAGAUACCCUAACCCAUUCAGCACCCAUGUCCUCACAGAGGACGUUGUGUACCGGGAGGUGACCGCGGACCACCGGCUGCUCUCCAGACGCCUCCUGAUGAAGACCAAUCGGCUUCCUCGCUGGGCGGAGCGGAUCUUCCCCUCCGGCAUGUCUCGCUGCGUGUACAUCAUUGAGGACUCCAUCGUGGACCCCAUCAACAGGAAGCUGACCACCUACACCUGGAACCUCAACCAUACAACGCUCAUGUCGGUGGAGGAGCGUUGUAUUUUCCAAGACUCCGCGGAGCAGCCGGCCUCCACCCAGAUGAGACGGGAGGCGUGGAUAUCCUCAAACGUUUAUGGCGUCUCCAGACCUAUCCAGGAGUUCGGAUUGGCCCGAUUCAAGAGCAACCAGGUGAAGGCCAUGAAAGGGCUGGAGUACGCGCUCUCCAACAUACAGGGAGAGACGCCCCAGCGGCCUCUCAGGGACCCGGUGAAGGCCAAGGGGGUGGCCAAGAGCCUGGCUUCAGCUGCGUCGGUCCCACAGAAACCCCCGCAGUACGUCUGAGGGGCCGCAGUGUGGAGCGCUGUGCAGGUGACAUGAACUCAACACCACGCCUUUUCAUCUCCUCCAUCUCCUCCACUGGACUGAGGGGUUCUGGGAUCUCGCUGAUCGGCGGUUCUUUUGUGUGUUCUUGAAGUAUGAAGCAGCUACCGUGACCUUUCUGUCGACGUUGCGUCUCAGGUCCCGAGCCUUCGUCUGAAACAUAUCGUCUCUGUGGGAAAUUGUUUCGGAUUGUGAUCAGCAGCACCUGUUAACACUGUAACUACGUCAUGUUUAUAAAUGCACAUUUUCUUGUCUUGCCAUGUAUGUAAUUUAUCUAUUUUAAUUUAUUCAUCUUAUUUUCAUGUAAAACGAUAAAACUCUUCUUAAACAGUUGCACACUUUGCAAUAAUAUAUUAUUAUUAUUGGUUCAUGCUCUGAUACUGUGACUGUGUAACUUUAGUUAAGCUUAAACAACUAAAGGACAAGGAUAAGGAAUUGUGGAAUAUUCAAAGGGUGAACCCCUAUGGUCGAUUUCUUACUUAUUUAACAUUUUCUGGGGUUGAGACUCUUCGUGUCACUUUCAAACACAUCACACAGUGUGUUGUAUGAGUGUCGGCACGCAGAGUCCUCUGUAAUACUGCACAUAACAAUAAAACACUUGGUUUAAAAGCUACUGGUACCGAAGCUCUGAUAAUCACAAGAAACCAAAGUGACCUAUAUAAAAAUUCAUAGUGAGAAGGUUUUCGACACUGAGGUCGUUAAGGAACACUUUUUAUAUCAUUUCCUGUGUGUAUGAAGCUGAAGUAGUACUGAUUAUGACAUUUGAAAGAUGUCAGUGAUUGCAUUCCCUUUUUCUAGAUGGACAUUUCUGGACUUUGCUGCUUCAAGACUUGAACUAUAAUAGUUUUAAAUAAUAUUAUAUUAGAUCUAUAAUCAUGUGAUGUAUGAAUGCUUAUUUAGUAUACGGGGUAUAUCUAGAGAUAUUAUAAGUACGGAGUAAGAAAUGUAAAAACAGAAGGGUUUAGAUUUUUAAUUAAAAAAUAUAAUAUUUUUUGUUACUCAUUCAAAAACAUUUUAAACCAACCUUACAAGUUUGGAGUCUGUCGUCUUGUUUUUUCAUUGUGAAAUUAUGCUUUAUUAAAAUGUGAUAAGUUAUUGAUUUAAAUGUGCCUCUCUUGAGUUUAUCACUUUCUCUGCUGUCACAAAAAGAUGAACUCUGACCUUUUCAAACCAGUUACUAUUCCAGAUCAGUUUCACAGCUGCACAAACAGGAAGCCCUUUAACAUCUGAACACAGAUCUGCAUAUUCCCGCUGCUUUGUUGUCACAGCGCUUCAUAAAUCAUUCACCAGGCAAUGAUGAGGCCGCGUAUGUAUAAAACAUUUUAAUUAUAUUACAAUGAGAGAAUACACAAUACCUUCCAUGUGUUUGCUAAAAUGUAGCCAGCACCAGGUACACGUCGUGUACACACACUCACACAAAACAAAUAAAAGGAACUUAUAUAUAUAACAUCUUCUGAAUGCAUUUUACACAUUCGCUAAAAAGGAACAUAUUCACAGGUCUCUGGCACAGAACUCUCCCUUCUCUGCACAAUAUGUCAGCCCAAAACUAACUCCUCUCACCCCCCCCCCCCCCACCCCCCUCCACUACAAAUCCCAGCAAGCCUCUGGGUACAGAAGAUGAAACACAAAAAAAAGGAGAAAAGACAAAAAGGCUGGGGGUCUGGAUAGCGGGAUGCUGACCUAAAGCCUACAAGUAGUUAAAGCUAGUCGCCUGAAAUCACAUUACAAAUCAUUCUGCAUGGAAGGUUUAAAAAGUGACCUUUUUUUUUUGGCAGGAAUAAUAUUUAAUGGGAGUGUCUGUUUAUGUAAGAACCACAGCUGAGCAAUAGGAUGGUGGUUCUGUUUCUGAUUUCAUCCCACCCCCUCUCUUUCUCUCUCUCUCUCUCUCUGCCUGCUGACUUCCCCAAAUAUCACACUGUGCUUUUGUGCUCUUAGAAAAAACCCAACACGCUGAAGUAAAUCUCUGUGCAACAGCAACAUGAAAGCAAAUAUCAAACCUCGCCUGUGCUCGCUCUGAUGACUCUUAAAUCGUGCUUUAAUCUCAAAAGCAGUUUUAAUGAAGAGUCCCAUAAAUAUGAACCUUAUUUUAUAAAGAAAGAGGCAGUAACAUCUUCUGUUUCCUCUUAAAGGGGCUUUAACCUGAUUGAACCGUCUUCAUUUAUUUGUACAAUCUCUGAAAAUAACUUUUUUUUUCAAGGCACAUCAUUAAAAGAUUGUCCAUAAACACUAUCCAUCCAGCAUUCAGACUAAAUGUUACCGCGUCCAGUCAGCUGUUCAAAGCCCUUCUGAGUGUGCUAUGUACAUUUUUCAAUAAUGCCAUUUAUUAUAAUCUCAUAUCUGGCCCUCGUCCCAUUCACUCGGUCAUGUUUCCGCUGGGAGGUUCUGUGCAAGAGAAUCACUUUAUGCAUUCAUCUGGUUCGCUUCGUUGUUCAUUUCUGACAUUUCUGAUACAGUCAUGUACAAAUCCAUUGACAUAAAUGUAAACUCUUGAUGACAAAUAUAAAAAAAACAGCUUUUCAAACGUUUUUUUAAACUCUAGUUUUUUUCGUUGCCCUCCUGCAGUGUAUGGAGAGAGUGCAGAUAGGAGGUCAUCAAAACAAAAUGUAGAGUUGGUCACCAUAAAAUGCACCAGAGUCAAAAGCCAAACCACCUGCUUGCCUUUAAACCCCCCCCCCCGCCCACCCUCAGAAAGCACGAGAUGGUAAUAUUGCUGUGUCUCAAGAGGUCCCCUGAUCAGCGGGUAACACUUUUACUGGGACGGACCACUGGGAGCGCGGAGGAUUACACCUUUAAGCUGCCAUCGAUUGGAUUAUUUUAUCACUCCCAUCCCAGUGACUCCCAUUGAACGAACAAAUAGUCAACAAAGAACAAAAGUAAAAUAACAAAAACAAAAUAAAAACUUGCUUCAAGCCCAGAAGUUUUGAGCCCCGUUGGUGGCCAUUGGGGGCGCCUGGAAGCUGCCAUGGGAGUUUACCAGUGUGUGGUUUUGAAAACAUGUUCUGUGACAGAGGCAGCGCUGGCAGAAGAGCGGGCGUCAGGGUCUUUGGGGGGGGGGGGGGGGGGUGCCUAAAACAACAGUAGAGAGAGGGGCUUUUUUUCAAAUGUAUUUAUAAUGAGAUCUUCUCUUCAAGUGCCCAUUGCUCAUGGAAGUGUUUUGGCAUGGUAAAGGGUGGGACAAAGAGAAGGGGGAGUGUGACCUGAGUAGGGAGCGAGGGUGAGGAGGAGGUGAGGUGGGGGGGGGGGGGGAGGAGGAGGAGGUCGAAGGCUCACCAAGGCACAGAAUGACAGCAGGAGAGUCACCCAAGGGAGAGGGGCCAGUGUAUCAGCUCCCCUGCCCCCACUCUCCCUUCAACAAGCCUGACCUCACGUCCGUCUGUCUCUCAUAUAUAUUUAUAUUUAAUAUUUAUAUAUAGAUAGAUAUACUCGCUCUUUUUUGUCUUUUCAUUACAAGAGAACAUUUAUGAAAAUAUAAUACAAAAUGUAAUACAAGAAAUAUAGACUACACUGGCUAACGUCACUUUGAGUGACAUGUUGCUUCUUUUGUUUUUUUGUGUGUCUUUUGUAGUUUUUUGUAUAGUUUUUUGGCAGACCUGCCAUGGUGGACAGGUCUCUUUUUUUUUUUUUCAAGUGUUUGAAUGCCAAGCUCUAAAGACUGCCAGACUGAGGCCUAAUGAUUAUUAAAUGGUCAGAGAGCGACAGAAGCGCCCCUUCCGUCAAUAGUGACUAUCGUGAAUAAGUUACAAGCCCUGGAGACAAGUAACAGAUAGCAGAGAAAAAUAACAAUUAGUCUUUGUUAAAGAAAUGAAACUGAAUGUGAUUAGUUAUAAGCUAAAGCAAACGCCUCUACAGAGAACACGUCCUUAGAGCUGGCUUUUUUUUAAAUUUUUUUUUUAUCUUUUACAUUUCUCUCUCCAAAUGCACAGCUUUGACUUGUUAAUCAGAAAGACAGACACACAUCCGGACACACCUAAAUACUGUUGAAAAAGCAACAAAGCUGUAGAGGAAUGGGAAUUCUGGGUAAAUG